This is a messenger RNA of Strongyloides ratti, 1314 nucleotides long. RefSeq names its product Glycosyl transferase, family 14-containing protein. The transcript has 5 exons. The record is from RefSeq and is a predicted model, not a curated record. NCBI's taxonomy places the organism in Eukaryota, Metazoa, Nematoda, Chromadorea, Rhabditida, Strongyloididae. Gene Ontology annotation, cellular component: membrane. Gene Ontology annotation, molecular function: glycosyltransferase activity. The coding region runs from base 1 to 1314 and encodes 437 amino acids.
AUGUACUUCAAUAAAUAUUACCUUCUUACAUUUUUUGUAAUAAUAAUUAUAUUUUUUGAAUUUUAUCUUAUUAAUUUAAAUAUAAAUGUUUAUGAAAGUAAUUCUAUAGAAAGUGGUUUAGAAGAAACUACAAAACUUACAAUUAAUUAUUCUAAUGAAUCAUAUCUUGAUUAUUUAACAUCUGAAAUUUUGGAAAAAGAAUAUAAAUUAAGAUAUUCAUUAAAAUUAGGAAAAGCAAUACCUACAUUAUGGAAAUCACCAUAUCUUGUAGAUUUAGAUUGUAAAAAAUUGUUAAGAGGUGAUAUUAAGUACAUAAAAGAUGCUGGGAAUAAUAGACAUAGUUACAAAUUUGUUUCAAAAUCUUUUCCAAUAACAUGUAAUGAUAUAAAAAUGAGAGGUUACUAUCCUGAUGAACCAUUAACAAAAGAAGAAUCUGAAUAUCCUUUGGCAUUUGCAAUAAAUGUUUUUCAUGAUUAUUUAAAAAUUGAGCAAUAUUUUUUACUUAUGUAUGCUCCACAAAAUCAAUUUUGUUAUGCAAUUGAUAAAAAAUCAACAGAUGAUUUCAAAAAUAAAAAUGAUGAUGUACCAUUAAAAACUAACUAUGAAUUAGUUCAAAUUAUGAAAGUUUAUAAUGGAUCUAUAGAUAUGGAUUUUGGUAAUUCUUUUACAAGUCAUCCUAUUAAUGUUUUAAAAAAUGUUUCUUUAAAAUAUAAAGAUUUAAAUAUUUUUAAAAAAGAAGAUUCAAGGUUAAAUAAUUUAAUAAUCAUGAAUUCAAAACUUAAAAUUCAAAAAGGAUUUUUAGAAGCAUCAUUACCAAAAGAAUCAGUUGAUUAUAUUGUUAAUGUACUAAAUAUUUCAACAUUAAUAAAUGUUUUAAAUUCAGGUUUACCUUAUACGGAUGAAAUUUUUUGGCCAAGUAUAAUGACAAGUCCUGAAUUAAAUAUUCCUGGAUGGCAACAUUAUAAAUGUUCUAAAAAUUCAAAAUUUAGUUAUUUUUAUUUUACAAGAAGAUCAAUAUAUACAAGUAGAAAAAGAUGUCCUACAAAACAUAUUAGACAUGGAGUAUGUCUAUUAGGUAUUGAAAUGUUAAAUGAUUUAAAAUCAUGGCCACAAUUUUUUGGUAAUAAAUUUUAUUCUGAAUUUGAUGCUGGUGGUUCAACAUGUUGGGUAGAAUAUUUAUAUGAAAAAAAAUAUUUUGAAUUUAACAAAGAAAUAGAUGAAACUUUUUAUAUGAGAAGUCCUUUAAUAAAAUAUCAAAAAAUAAAAAGAGAAACUUCUAAUUUAACUGAGAUAUGUAACUUAGCAUUAACAUAA